Aureobasidium subglaciale EXF-2481 is the source of this 2628-nucleotide messenger RNA. RefSeq lists its product as uncharacterized. NCBI's taxonomy places the organism in Eukaryota, Fungi, Ascomycota, Dothideomycetes, Dothideales, Saccotheciaceae. The coding region runs from base 367 to 2403 and encodes 678 amino acids. The transcript has 2 exons. The record is from RefSeq and is a predicted model, not a curated record.
GAAGUCCUGUCCCUGCUAUGUGAGCAGUCUGGAGUGCCCCUGUCGGACGCAGCAUCUUCCUCGCCCUCCAAGUGGCCGUGUCGUGGCUUGCACUCUUCUUCCUCUGUAUCCCUUAUCGAGUGUCCUGCGCGCGCUAUCUGAAGGGAGCUUCUAGCAGUCUUGGUGUAUACUAAGGGCGACCUCUCUCGUGGCCACCCCACUUGUCCACUCCUUUAGCAACCUUGUCACUCGUUAGACGCAUUUGCGCCAGUCUCUCUCUUCUUGCACCUAGUCAUUUUGACGGCCACGAUUUGCUGGGAUAUACAGCACCAGCGUAACAGAAAAGCAGAAGAGAUCAAGUCAGCUACCAGCUGGCUGCAUGGAUCCAUGGACGCAUCAGUAACGACAGCACGAACUCGCUCGCCGCCAAUCCGACCAGCGCGAUCCGAAGUAGGAGUCGACAAUGUCUCAAAUGGCCGCCCUUCGGCCGAAUACUUCGCGUUGGUUACGGCGGCAGCACAACAACAACAACAAACACAACCACCACUACCACAGGCACGACCACAAGCAGAUGGCAGACGUAGCACCGACACAACGUCGAGAAGUCGCAGACACAAGUCAGCGAGAUACUCGAUCGGCAAUGGCAAUGGGAUGGCAAUAGAAGGCAACGAGAGAAGGGGCUCAAUACGGAACGCUGUGCGACGCUUGUUUGGGAGAAAGUCCAAGGGCGACAUCCCGGAGGUGCCUGCCCUGCCACACGUCGAAGCCUCGCGACAUGGCUAUCACAAGAGCGAUCCCGGCCACUUCAAGCGACCACAGACCAUCCACACGAACCCGUCCGACGCCAUCCAGCAGCGCAUCAUCUCUGCGCCCCUGUCCGCUCCGCUCGCCGGCCCUCUCUCCGCGCCUUUCCAGCUACAACAAGCGCCCUUCAAGCCCAAACACCACCCCGCACACUCGUCGCCCAACAAUGCUGUCGAUUUCCCCAAAAGCGCAGCCCUCAAGCCCCUGAAUCUAGGCAACCCUUUCUACACGCGCGAUCAUGACCCGAAGCGCAGAGCUACUCUGCCCAGCUUGAUCAUGACGGCGAACGAGGCCUUCGACGUGUCGAACACGCUGCAACCAGGCGACGUCGAUGGGCAAAAACACAGGGGGCUCGCUGUUCCAGCUGGCGCAAAGUCAAGAAUGGACAAGAGGAGGUCGCGCAGUGCAAACGAUCUGAAGCAAGCCAUGGUGGCUGCUGAACCUUUCCGUGAUCGCACUGGCGAGAUUGAGUAUUGGCGACGGAGCUACGCCAGCGUCCUCCUCAGUCCGACCGGCAAGGCUCCCACCUACGAGUACCCGCCCACUGACUCGGACUUCGAAGCGCCCGACGUGCCCGACAUGGCCGACAUACCUGAUGUGCCCGACGUGCCAGAGCACUUUGUUCGGGAGCCCGACUUUGUUUCGGUGCCGACUCCUCUUUCCGCGCAUCCGCCUGUGCCACGUUCUGACGCUGUCUCGCUCCCGUCCACGCGCGGCCAGUCAGCUCCCACCAAAGGCCCAUCUCCGCAGUUGACUCUCCGUUCUUUCAGUCGUCCGCUGACCACCCCUGUCCCCGAUGCCCCUGUUGAUCUCGAGUCUCGUGUUGCCAAACUCGAGGCACACUUGAUCGACGUCCAGCGCUCGCUGUCUAACAUCACCCUCUCUAGCCCUUCAGCUGUCGCGCCGACAGAGCCCCCCGGCUCAUCACAUCGCCAACGACCGCCUAGCAUCCUCGUAGAUUCGCAUCCGCCAACUCGAGGCUAUGAAGAUGCUGGCGACAUCAUGGAACGAGAGUGGGGUCCUAGCAGUCAUGGCAGUACAAACGGCGACCGAUCCAAUCUUGCACCCCCGACUUUGCGCAGCACUGCUGCAACGCCCAAUGGCACCUUCACUGCUCUCUACAACAUGCUAUCCGAAGAACGCUCCGCCCGCCGCACUCUUGAGAACCAAGUCCGCACCCUGCAGCAUGAAGUCACCCGUUUGCAACUUUCACGCGGGAGCUGGGGCAGCUACACAGCACAAUCGCUUCCCCAUGCACAGCGACCUCGAACCCCUGCAGAGUCGGACGGGGGUCGCAGUGCCUCUCGUCAGGAAGCAUACAAUGCUCUUUCUACGCCUGCCACCAUUGUUCCCCCUGCCUCAUUCCUGCGCGCCUUUGACAGGCCUGACGCUCGCAUUCAGAGUCGCUUCUCCGUCGACUCUGGCGAAGACAGCGAGUAUGGCUACCGCCAUCGAAGUGGGGGUGUCGACGGUGGACGCAGGAGUAUCCCUCGCAGUUCUGUGCGUCAAACUCCACCCAACUACGAUUCUACCCGUGAACCACCAACUCCGUACGAAGCACAUCGUACGCCCGCCGAAGAACGAGGCGGCUACCGCUUUAGCGAAGACGAGAUGUUCUGAUCCUCUCGCUCUCCAUCAUGCGCUCUUCUGCCAAAACGUCACUAAUGUCCUUUCUCGAUUCAUGUUUAUUCUUCUUCUUGCAUAGCGAUCUUCAAAGUCCUGGGAUGUUUACUAAUUUUGGGCGCUUGUAUUUGGCUUACAUACUCUCCCAUCCGCACAGCGUUGUUUCAUUUGAUCUAGCAUUUCCCCCGAUCUCCACAGCAAGAGCACUGUGUUUCUUUCAUA